Messenger RNA from Suillus subalutaceus, 1932 nucleotides. RefSeq lists its product as uncharacterized. The transcript has 15 exons. NCBI's taxonomy places the organism in Eukaryota, Fungi, Basidiomycota, Agaricomycetes, Boletales, Suillaceae. The record is from RefSeq and is a predicted model, not a curated record. Bases 1 to 1932 code for a protein of 643 amino acids.
AUGUACAAACUUACUGGAUUUGCGCGUGAGAAAUUGAAUUGUCACAGCUGCUCGUCAUCACCAACUGCAGAAAUGGUCGCAACCCGACCAUCAAACAAGAAGCAUCCAGUACAGUCAGAGUUGGGUGAAAGUGACAUCAAUGACGACGACGACGACAGUGAUGAAGGGAAGUGUUCCCGUAUGAGAAGGUCAAGGUCAAGAAAGAAGCCUGGACCGACGUCGAGAGUCACCAAACAGGCAAAGAAAGCUGCAGCAACAAAGGCUGCAGCUCAACUCGAGCUGGAGAUGGCAGAGAUGGAUGCUCAGCAGGCUAAGCAAGACGUUAUGCUAGUAGAUCAAGAUAAGCGUGAUAUAGACGAGACCAGAGAUAACGACAACUCACCAGCAAGUCCUGAACAGCCACUCACAAAGUCCCAGAAGGUCCACAAAGAUGUUGAGGCCGUAAAAAGGUGUAUGUUGGAAAACAGGGGUGAAGUACUGGAAGGGGAUGAGACAGGUGAUACUGAUCAAGAUGUUGGAGUUGUUGGAGAGAAACGGCGAAAGGGCAAAGAUCGCGCCCUGAGUGACAAUGAUGGCCAGAGGCCCUCCAAUCAAAAACAUAAGCCUGACAUCUUACAUUUUUCUUCUCAACCGUCACUGAGUGGCCUUCAUGAAAACUGGCACCUACCGGUAGCGGUACCCCCAAAUUCUUUAACAGCCAAGACAGCAGGUGUAGUACCUCGCAACACUGUCCAUCCUGGUGGGUUCGAGGAUGAACACGAAGACCUCGAAGAUGAUGCGAAUCAGUGCUCAACGACGAAGGCACCUGUACUCGAAGAUAACGAUCCGCUAUUGGCUCCUUUGUCAAUUGAUAUAAUCAAGAAACCUCCUUCCAAGAUACCCGACCAAUCUGUCUCUGUCUCCACAACAUCUCGUGCAUCCCAGCAACCAGCACCCAUUCCUCUGGUCACGCACAACAAGAAACCGAAUGAACAGGAGAACGAGCAAUAUGACGGGGAACGGGACGAGCAGUGUGAUGGGGAAUGGGAGGAGCAAUGUGAUGGGGAACGGGACGAGCAAUAUGAUGGGGAACGGGACGAGCAAUAUGACAGGGAAUGGGAUGGGCAACUGGACGAGCAAAAAGGCAGGGAGAAUGAGGGCAGUUGCUAUAUUGCGCAACCCUACAGGCACUACAUGCGAAAGUUGAAAGUAGCUGGCCACCAACUCACAUGCCCUCCACCUGACAAAGCACAGUCCAAGCUCCGUCAAUCCUACAGGGACGCAGAUACGAAGGGGGGCCGUAACGAUGGAGCAGCCGCAAAUUGGAAACAGAAAAAGUCACUUAAUGCUCACUCCUUUAAAGCUGCUAAAAAUGCACAACACCUCAAAGGUCGUGAACCUGACACUGACGAAGAUACUGAUGGCAAUAAUGCCGACGAGGACGACAACACCGAUGCACAGUCACGUUUGCAUCGCCUUUUUGAUUCCCUCGUCAUUCCCAUGUGGAUUGAGUUCAUUUCCUGCCUCGACAACAUGUGGGACAUAUCUGACUUCGCUGAGGAGAUGCAAUCCAUGUGGGACCAUGCAAUGCCAAACAUCCCACACACAGUUUCUAGGCUUAUGCAAUGCGCGUAUGAUUACCACAGUGACUUUGGAGUGCGUGCCCAAGUUGUAAUAGCGAAGCACAUUGACAAGGAGGGCUGGACGCCCAAAGAGAUUUGUGAAGUCAUCACAUAUGUAACUCCGAAACAGCACAAGUGUGUCAAUGAUAAGGGAGAAACUAUCCUCGUCAAUCCUCCGGUUUAUCCUUACAUGUGGAAAGAGUGUAUCGGGGACGAGGCAGAUGCAGAUGCUUACUGUGGAGCUUUCGAAGAUCCUUGCAUCCUCGACACGUUCGUGCUGUACCUCAAGUCAAACGAGCAUGGAACAUGUGGUCAACGGGACAGUUUGUGA